Nannospalax galili (Upper Galilee mountains blind mole rat) is the source of this 1628-nucleotide messenger RNA. It is a transcript of the gene Sirt5, whose product is annotated as sirtuin 5. The transcript has 9 exons. Lineage: Eukaryota; Metazoa; Chordata; Mammalia; Rodentia; Spalacidae. Gene Ontology annotation, molecular function: protein-succinyllysine desuccinylase activity; NAD+ binding; protein-malonyllysine demalonylase activity. The record is from RefSeq and is a predicted model, not a curated record. The coding region runs from base 172 to 1098 and encodes 308 amino acids.
GCACCAGACCGAGAGGGAACCGGCCGGUCUGGCCAUGCACUCGGCCUCCGGCAGGGGCGCUACAGCCGGGGCUGGACCCAGAACUGACCCGAGGCCUACCCAGCCCGCGCCAUCCGCUCUGCCCGGCGCCUGCAGGCCUAUCUGGACAAGUAGUACUUCCACACAAACCUCAUGCGACCUCUCCAGAUUGUUCCAAGCCGAUUCCAGCUCUGUUGUGGACUGAGGCCUCCAGCCUCUCCUCAAAGCAAGAUCUGCCUUACGAUGGCUCGUCCAAGUUCAAAUAUGGCAGAUUUUCGCAAGUGUUUUGCAAAUGCAAAGCACAUAGCCAUCAUCUCAGGGGCUGGUGUAAGUGCUGAGAGUGGGGUUCCAACUUUCAGAGGAGCUGGAGGUUAUUGGAGAAAAUGGCAAGCUCAGGACCUGGCAACUCCUCAGGCCUUUGCCCGCAACCCAUCACGAGUGUGGGAGUUCUACCACUACCGAAGGGAGGUCAUGCGGAGCAAGGAGCCCAACCCUGGGCAUCUGGCCAUUGCUGAGUGUGAGGCCCGGCUGCGUGACCAGGGCCGGCGGGUCGUUGUCAUCACCCAGAACAUCGACGAGCUGCACCGCAAGGCUGGUACGAAGAACCUGCUAGAAAUCCACGGAACCUUAUUUAAAACUCGAUGCACCUCUUGUGGAGUUGUGGCUGAGAAUUACAGGAGUCCAAUUUGUCCAGCUUUAGCAGGAAAAGGGGCUCCAGAGCCUGAAACUCAAGAUGCCGGAAUACCAGUUGAUAAACUUCCCCGGUGUGAGGAGGCAGGAUGUGGAGGCUUGCUGCGACCUCAUGUGGUAUGGUUUGGAGAAAACCUGGAUCCAGCUGUUCUGGAGGAGGUGGACAGAGAGCUCACCCUCUGUGACUUGUGUCUAGUGGUGGGAACAUCCUCUGUGGUCUACCCAGCCGCCAUGUUUGCCCCUCAGGUGGCUUCCAGGGGAGUGCCAGUGGCCGAGUUUAACAUGGAGACCACCCCAGCCACCAACAGAUUCAGGUUUCAUUUUCAAGGACCCUGUGGGACAACAAUUCCUGAAGCCCUUGCUCCUCAUGAAACUGAAACUAUUUCUUAAGUGUCCUGUGGGAGGAAGAAAUUACAGUUUAUCACAGAACUAGGUCACAAACAAGAGCAGCAGUCUUGUGGAUGGUGAGCUGAAUUUUGGAAAAUCUAAAAAUACUCUCUGAUUCCCUAGUAGAGAUUCAAUCUGUUAAAUGAUUGCACUUAGAAGUAUCAAUAGGAAAUGGAUUUUAUCUGGAAGAGGCUGAGUUGUAGUUAUUCCGCUUAUUUGGUUUCAGCUGAAAUGUGUUUUCUGAUUGAUGUGCUUGGUCAGUUACUGGGAAGGAAACAUUUGUAAUUAAAUUAUCUAAAAUAAAGAUUAUUGGCCAGGCAUGGUGGUACAGUCAGGAGGCAGAGGCAGGUGAAUCUCUGUGAUUCAAGGCCAGCCUGGUCUACAUAGUGAGUUCCAUGCCAGCUGGGGCUAUGGGGGAGACAUUGUCUCAAAAAGAUUUAAAAAAAAAAAAAAAAGGUUAUUAUCUUGAUUGUAUUUUUGUUCUUUGGGCAAAGCCAGAAAUAAAGUCCUGGUGUUUAAACACUGAUAUGUAA